AUGUCGCGCAGCUUCCUCGUGGACUCCUUGAUUGGCAACAACACGCCACCUGCGUACCCGUUGCCCUACUACGGGAACCAAUUGCCUAGCUAUAUGUUCAACUUCUUCAAUCUCGGAUUGGGUUAUCAACCCAUCAGGCCUGUCCCAAGGCCGCCCGCCAUGCCUGUCCCGGUUCCUAUCAGCCCUCCGGCUUUGGGGAGCUUGCCUCUACUUGGACAGAGCCCUCCGUCGCCCUUGAACACCUCCGCCAGCAGACUGUCAGAUAUCUCAGCGCCGAGCGAGUCGCCGUCGCGCAACAGCACCCCAACACCGCCGCCAAAGUCGCCGGUUUCCAUGACCAGCAGCUCCAAGAGGAUCCGCACAGCGUUCACGAGCACCCAGCUGUUGGAGCUGGAGCGAGAAUUCUCGUCGAACAUGUACCUGUCGCGACUCAGGCGGAUCGAGAUAGCGACGAACCUGAGAUUAUCCGAGAAGCAGGUGAAGAUCUGGUUCCAGAACCGCAGGGUGAAGUACAAGAAGGAGGAUCUGCCCUCCGGCCAGAGUCCCAAGUGUUGUUGUCUGAGGACUUGCGGGAAGAAGAAGGAGGGCUGCGCGGAGGAUUCGAGCAGAAAAUGCGAGGAGGAGGACGCUGGGAGGUCGCUGAGGAAAGAAAAGACGGAGGUGCUCGAAAAUCCUGCGGAAGCUGGCCAAGAGGAACCCUCGAACCCGAUGUUCGAUCGUUUCGAGAAGUCGAUGGCGUAUCAGGCGGAAAAUUCGCAGUUUCGACGGAACACGGAGGAGGAAUUGAAUCGAUCCAGGGUCAGCCCGAUGCCUGAUCGGCCUGGCUAUGAGAAGGAUGCGCGCAAUUUGUCCAGAGCCUCGAAAAGGGCCAAUGGCGAUCUUCGAGAUCCGAUGGACGACAAAAGGAGACGGGUGGAAGAGACGUACGCUUAUCGGAACGCGAUUCAGGAGGGCGGCGUCAGUCCGGUCUUCAGGAGCAUGGAAUGCACCAAGCACACUGUGGAAAGAAUCGUCAAUUCGUAG
Molecule: messenger RNA, 1023 nt
Organism: Hylaeus volcanicus
Lineage: Eukaryota; Metazoa; Arthropoda; Insecta; Hymenoptera; Colletidae
Product: GS homeobox 1-like
Exons: 2
Coding region: 1-1023 (340 amino acids)
Biological process (GO): regulation of transcription by RNA polymerase II
Cellular component (GO): nucleus
Molecular function (GO): RNA polymerase II cis-regulatory region sequence-specific DNA binding; DNA-binding transcription factor activity, RNA polymerase II-specific
Source: RefSeq, a predicted model, not a curated record